UUUUUUGUAUCGGAGGAAUCAACAGCCGCCAUCUUGACGCGGCUCCGAGUCUGGAUUUCUAGGGGAGCAACAUUUUUAAAAACCGAUUUCGGCCACCCAGUCCGGGCUAUGAAGACAUUUUCCGACAAAAAAAUCGAAGUAUUAGUUUUGUCGUUCAAAAUUAAUCCAAACGCGGGGACAACGGUUUUUAGUCGUUUCGAAAGAGUACUGUAUAUUUGAUUUCCCUUUAGAGAGCGCCGCUUCUCGGUGUACCUCCGUCCACAGACGCUGUUUUUACCUGGAGACAGCGACGAGAAAAAAAAUUCCAACUCAUAGAAAAUAUUUGGUGAAUUUUCUUCUCUUUAUUUAUGCCAAAUUUAAAUUUUAUGGCCGUCAGUUUUUACUGCGAAAAAGAUGAUUCUGUACAAAUGUGAAACCGGCGAUCUACUGGCAAGGAGAUUCGCUUUCGCGUUGUGUAAUGCUUCGUGAUUGAUUUUUAUUUAUUUUUCUCGUGCUAAAAUAAUUUUUGAACGUAUUUUUUUGCGUAUAAUUAUGUGGGUGUUGGGUGUUGGAUUAUCAUGGGGUGAUCUUCGGUGGCGAAGCGUGGCGCUGUUGCCUUUCUUUUGAAGCGCUUUUCCCUUCGGCAGCGUUUCGCCUGUCUGCCCGUGAAGAAGAACAAGGGAGGUUUAAAAAAGAAAACAGCGGUGAUAAUUAGUCCUGCACUCGCUGCGUUGAGAAAAAGUUACUUAUUAUUACGUGCCGCUGACCAAGAAUAUACCUCUCGGUAUUUAUUUCUUGCAUCACCGUCCAUUCAAAAACACUGACCAGGAGGAUGGCUGACAAUCUGCUGGAUGCGGUACCCCCCAUGGCAAAGCGACCCAAGCUUAACUCCCCUCUCUCGGGAUCGGAUGGUCCAGAUCUUGUAUCCCUAUUUGACUUGGAAAAUGAUCUUCCAGAUGAGCUCAUCCCCAACGGAGAAACGGGAUUAUCCACUAUUAGUGGUCCAGGCGGAGGGGGUCCAGGUCACAAUUCAGUUAUUCCCGAUGCUGCAGCCAAACACAAGCAGUUGUCUGAGCUCUUGCGACCGGGAAGUUCUUCAACUUUGGGAGGGACAUUCAACUCUUCAAUCGGAAGCCAGCUAGGUUCGGUGCUGGGUAAAGGUCCACUGGGACAGGGCUCCCCCAAUCAUCAAAACUCUCCUCAAGGUCAGAAAGUAGGUGUUCCUUCUGGACAAAGCAAUGGAAGUACAGGCAUGGGUUUUAAUCAGGCCCUGUUGAACAGUGGUCAGAGUCAUGGUAUGAUGGGCCAGACAGGACAAGUCAUGAAUGGUGCUAUGGGACCAAUGGGUCGGGGGAGACCCGGAAUGCAGUAUCAAGGUCAAGGCAUGCAAGGGACACAAGUAAGUCCUGGACCUGGUGUUGGAGGCAGCGCGCUGGCAGAAACCCUAACCCAAGGAGGACCUCAGAUGGCAGUACACAACACAAUGAAUGCUCAACAAUCCGGGAACAUGAAUAAAAUGGCCAUGUCGGGAGCUCAGUUUAGCCAGCAGUAUGGUCCGACUGGGGUGCAGCAGAUGGGGUCAGCAGUCAACCCUCAACUUCAGAGCAAGGCAGCCAUUUCCAACAACUUGCCCCAAUUCCAUGCCGCUGAUCUGAAAGGAGUUGGAAAUGUGCCAAAUAUGAUGCAGCAACAGGUAGCGUCAAUGGGCAUGGUUGCUGGAGCUGGUGGUGUGUCAGGAGGCCCAACGGCUGACCCAGAGAAGCGAAAACUUAUCCAGCAGCAGCUGGUCUUGCUGCUUCAUGCACACAAGUGCCAGCGGCGGGAGCAGGCUAACGGCGAGGUGAGGAGCUGCGCUCUGCCCCACUGCCGCACCAUGAAGAACGUACUUAACCACAUGACCCACUGCCAGGCUGGCAAGUCCUGCCAAGUGGCUCACUGUGCGUCGUCCAGACAGAUAAUUUCUCACUGGAAGAACUGUACGAGGCAUGACUGCCCAGUGUGCUUACCUUUGAAAAACGCAAGUGACAAGAGGAAUCAGCAGCCUCUGUUGAGUUCACCUGGGGCUAACCUGCAGAAAGCCAUCAAUACAGCUGGACCCAGCCAGCCUAGUGCCACAACGAUCAGCAGUGGGACAUCACACAUUGACCCCAGCUCCAUGCAGAGGGCCUACGCAGCCCUGGGGCUCCCAUAUGGUAACCAGUCUUCUGCUCAGGUCCAGGGUCAGGGGCCCGCUCAGCAAAACCCUCCAGGUACCCAGCACCAGCAGCUGCGAAAUAUGAAUGCAUUAGGUGCUAACCAGAUGAACCAGAUGCCAGGAAAUAUGGGUACCUCUUCCACAGACCAGAGUGGCUUGCACUCUGACUCGUCUUUACCCUCCACACUACACAAUCAACUGAUGACAGAUGGGUCAGUAUUAGGAGGCAUAGGAAACCUGCCCACUGCUACCCCUCUGUCUGCUACGGGGGUAAGGAAGGCCUGGCAUGAACACGUCACUCAGGACCUGCGCACCCACCUGGUGCACAAACUAGUACAAGCCAUAUUCCCUACCCCAGAUCCCGCUGCACUAAAAGACAGGCGAAUGGAUAACCUGGUGGCUUAUGCUCGCAAAGUAGAGGGUGACAUGUAUGAGUCGGCUAACAGCAGGGAUGAGUACUAUCAUUUCCUGGCAGAAAAGAUUUACAAGAUCCAGAAGGAACUGGAAGAGAAGAGACGCUCACGAGAAAAAGAUCGCAACGUUGUGGCCACAGCCAGGUCACAGCAGCCUGGAUUGCCUCAGCCCAACACCAUGUGCCCGGCACAACCUGUUCGGCCUCCAAAUGGACCUGUUUCUAUGCCCAACAUGCCAAAUCAAAUGAUGAACCGCAUGCAGGUGCCUCAAGGAAUCAACCAUUUUAAUCCAAUGACGAUGCAGAAUCCACAGAUGCCUCAGGCACCCAUGGGAGCGCGGGCCCCUUCUCCAAUGAGCCAUCCACAGCAAAUGAACAUGCCCCCUGUUCAACCAAUGGGCGUGUCUCCAACAGGGAUCUCUCACAAUCAAGGAGUAAUGAGUAGUCAUACUAAUAACAUGGUGUCUCAGCAACCCAACCAAGUCCAGUUCAUGCCACAGGGCCAGUUUCAAAGUUCCACUAGCGGUGCAAUGAAUGUGAAUGUAGGCUCGGGACAGGCCAUGUCACAAGCCGCUGCUGCACAGCAACCUCAAAACUCUAGUCUCCCUAUGAAUGCACUGGGCUCUCUCGGUUCCCAGCUACCCCCUGGCCCCACAGCUCAACCCCCCUUGGGUACCACUCCUCCACCUAAUGCCUCAGCCACCCUGCAGCCUCACCAGCAGCAAACACCCCAUGCUGCUGCACAGGCUCAGGUGCCUCGGCCUUCCACUCCUAGCUCCUCCAUGGGGUCCUCUUUCACCCCAUCUCACAUACCCAAUAGCCUUCCUCGCCCGCCCUCAACCAUGGGCCCCCCAUCUGUCCCCUCUCAGCCUGUGACCCCCCAGCAGCCCCAACCCGAACCCCCCAGUCAGAUGCAGCAGUGCACUUCAGUGCAGGCACAGCACCCCAGCACCCCGUUGUCCCAGGCGGCAGCGAGUGUAGAUAACAGGGUGCCUACUCCGGGCUCUGUGGCUGAGCCUGGCUCCCACCCGGUUCUGCCUGACAUGAAUGGCACUGAAGUCAAGUCAGUAAAGAAUGAAGAAGAUGAAAAUUGCAUCGAGAAGAAACCAGAUGAUAUAAAAAUGGAGCAGGACGAUGAAACCAAACCCUCAGUUGUAAAAAAGGAGGAGCCAGAUGCAGCUAAACCAAAGCAGGAACCAAUGGAAGCAGAGCCGGCGAUUAAAACAGAGGUGAAGACGGAACCCAAAGAAGAGGAGGAAGGUGGAGCGAACAGCACAUCAACCUCUCAGAAUCACAAAAAGAUUUUUAAACCUGAAGAACUGAGACAAGCCCUCAUGCCAACACUGGAGGCCCUCUACAGACAGGACCCAGAGUCCCUGCCCUUCCGUCAACCUGUGGACCCUAUGUUGUUGGGCAUUCCUGACUAUUUUGACAUUGUGAAAAACCCUAUUGACCUAUCCACCAUCAAGCGCAAGUUGGACACUGGUCAGUACCAGGAGCCAUGGCAGUAUGUGGAAGACGUGUGGCUCAUGUUCAACAACGCCUGGCUGUACAACCGUAAAACAUCUCGGGUUUACAAGUACUGCACCAAACUGGCAGAAGUCUUUGAAGUAGAGAUCGAUCCCGUCAUGCAGUCCCUUGGCUACUGCUGUGGUAGAAAGUAUGAAUUCUCACCUCAGACGUUGUGUUGCUAUGGCAAACAGUUGUGCACCAUCUCCAGGGAUGGCACCUACUACAGCUAUCAAAACAGUUCACCCAAAUAUGGCCUUAUUGCUGACAGGUAUCACUUCUGUGAGAAGUGCUUCAAUGAGAUCCAGGGCAACAGUGUGACCCUGGGGGACGAUCCUGCACAACCACAGACUGUGAUAUCGAAAGAACAGUUUGAAAAGAAGAAAAAUGACACAUUGGACCCAGAACCGUUUGUUGAAUGUAAAGAUUGUGAAAGAAAAAUGCAUCAGAUAUGUGUGCUACACUAUGAAGUCAUUUGGCCAUCAGGUUUCAUCUGUGACAACUGCCUAAAGAAGUCUGGCAAGACAAAAAAAGAAAACAAGUUCUCAGCUCGAAGGUUGCAGACUACCAGGCUAGGGACAUACAUCGAGGACAGAGUCAACAAAUACUUGAAGCGACAAAACCACCCAGAAGCUGGUGAAGUGUUUGUGCGGGUUGUUGCUAGCUCUGAUAAAUCAGUCGAUGUUAAGCCCGGCAUGAAGUCGAGGUUUGUAGACUCAGGCGAGAUGAUGGAAAACUUCCCUUACAGAACCAAAGCACUUUUUGCAUUUGAGGAAAUAGACGGUGUGGACGUUUGUUUCUUCGGCAUGCACGUCCAGGAAUAUGGCUCUGAUUGUCCUUUUCCAAACACCAGGCGGGUUUACAUAUCAUACCUUGACAGUGUUCACUUCUUCAAGCCACGUUUGCUAAGGACUGCAGUGUACCAUGAGAUCCUAAUAGGUUACCUGGAGUAUGUAAAGAAACUUGGGUAUGUGAUGGGUCACAUUUGGGCUUGUCCUCCAAGUGAAGGAGAUGACUACAUUUUCCACUGCCACCCUCCUGACCAGAAAAUCCCAAAGCCCAAAAGGCUCCAAGAGUGGUACCGCAAGAUGCUGGACAAAGCUUUUGCUGAGCGGAUUUUGCAUGAUUACAAGGACAUUUUCAAGCAGGCUACAGAAGAUAGGCUGACGAGUGCCAAUGAGCUGCCGUACUUCGAAGGAGACUUUUGGCCUAAUGUACUGGAGGAGAGCAUUAAGGAGCUGGAGCAGGAGGAGGAGGAAAGGAAAAAAGAGGAGAACACAGCCUCUUCUGAGACUACAGAGGGGGCCCAGGCUGACAGCAAGAAUGCCAAAAAGAAGAACAACAAGAAAACCAACAAGAACAAAAGCAGUCUUAGUCGGGCCAAUAAGAAAAAACCCGGGAUGCCAAAUGUGGCCAAUGAUCUGUCACAAAAACUUUACGCCACAAUGGAAAAACAUAAGGAGGUGUUUUUUGUCAUACACCUCCAUGCUGGGCCCGUCAUCAACACCUUGCCGCCCAUUAUGGACCCAGACCCCCUGCUUACUUGUGACCUCAUGGAUGGCCGUGAUGCCUUUUUGACUUUGGCCAGGGACAAGCACUGGGAGUUCAGCUCGCUGAGGAGAUGCAAGUGGAGUACAAUGUGCAUGUUGGUGGAGCUGCACAACCAGGGCCAGGACCGCUUUGUUUACACUUGCAAUGAGUGCAAGCAUCACGUGGAAACCCGCUGGCAUUGCACUGUUUGUGAGGAUUAUGACCUAUGCAUUAACUGCUACAAGACCAAGGGCCAUGAGCAUCAGAUGGUGAAAUGGGGCCUAGGCUUGGACGAUGACAGCAACGGUCAGGGUGGGGAGGCCUCCAAGAGCCCACAGGAGAAUCGGCGUCUCAGCAUCCAGCGCUGCAUCCAGUCCCUUGUCCACGCCUGCCAAUGCCGCAACGCCAACUGCUCGCUGUCGUCAUGUCAGAAGAUGAAGAGGGUAGUUCAGCACACCAAGGGCUGCAAGCGCAAGACCAAUGGUGGCUGUCCGGUUUGCAAACAGCUUAUUGCUUUAUGUUGUUAUCAUGCCAAGCACUGUCAGGAGAACAAAUGUCCAGUUCCAUUCUGUCUCAACAUUAAGCAAAAGCUCCAUCAGCAGCAGCUGCAGCACAGGCUGCAUCAGGCUCAAAUGAUGCGCCGCAGAAUGGCCACUAUGGCUGGAAGAGGAAUGCCGAUGCCAUCUCCACCUACCUCCACUGCCCUGGACACCCCAAAUUCUCUGCAGCAGCCUAAUACCCCCCAGACUCCCCAGCCCAUGCCUAACCAACCCCAACAGCAACCACCAAACCCUGCCAACAUUGCCCAGGGGUUCCCCGGUAAUGGUCGCGGUAGUCAGCCCACAACGCCUGUUCCACAGGGUAAACCUGGGCCUCCGUCGUCCCCACUCCAUCAGCAGCUGUCCCCAAUGCCAAACAUGCCACACCAACAGCAGCCUCCGCCUCCACAGCAACAGCAGCAACUGCUGGCAGCCCAGAAAGUGGCUCAUGAGAUCCAGAUGGUAGCCAAGGCAAAGCAGCUGCAGACAAAUUAUGCUAUGAACGGGAUGCACAUGAACCACUCUCGUAUGAUGGGGCCUGGGCCAAACCAGAUGCAGAUGGUGCAAGGGCCACGGGGUCCCCAGGUGAUGCCGGCUAUGCAGCAAGGCCAGUGGAACCCUGGCAUGCAGAAGCCCCAGGGUUCUCAGCCACAAGUCCCUCCCCAGCAAGGUCCCAUGGUUUCUCAACAGGCUCAGGGAACCCCAAUGCUACAGCCGGGUCAGCUCAUGCAGAGGCCCAUGAUGCCACAGCAACACGGUCUUCAAAUGCCUGGGGUCAUGCCUUCCCAGAUGCCCUCGCAACAGGGCAUGACACAACAGCAACAGAACAUGCCCCGGGGAAUACCAAGCAACAUCACUCAAAAUGCCCUGCAGGAAUUACUGCACUUCCUCAAAUCUCCCAGCUCUCCGCACCAACAGCAGCAGGUCCUGACCAUCUUAAAGUCGAACCCACACCUCAUGGCUGCUUUCAUCAAACAGAGAACGGCAAAGUACCAGGCCAGCCAGCAACCACAGCAGCAGCAGCAGCAGCAGGCGCAGCAGCAGCAGAACCCACAGGCCAUGAUGGGCUCCCAGGCUGGAAUGCAGGUUAUGUCAUCAAUGGCAAACCAGGUGCCCAGACCGGGGAUUUCUCCCCAGCAGCAACCUCGGCAGCCGGCAGGACCACAGGGCAUGAUGUCCAUAGGUCCUCAAGGCCAGAUGAUGAAUCCUGCUCAAAAUGGAAACCCCCAGCUGUACCGCAGGCAGCAGAUGUUCAGGAUGCAGCAAAUGCAGUCACAGGGAGGCUUGAAUCAGGUCCACGGUCAGUUUCCUCCCCAGCAGACGGGACAAGCAAACUUCUCCCAGAUCUGUAUGCAGCAGCAAAUGACUAUGCAAGGAGGCGGGGGACCCAUGAGCCAGCUCCCUCCUACAUCCCAAAUGGGGCAACCUGGCAUGGGCGUCGACAGCUCCAGGAUGGUCCUCCAACAGCGCUUGCUUCAGCCCCAACAGAUGAAGCAGCAGAUGGGCUCUCCAGCACAGGCUAACUCCAUGAGUCCGCAGCCUCAUAUGCUACAAGGCCAAGCCCCGGGAGUAGCUCACCUACAGGGCCAAACCAUGGCCAACACCCUGGGAAAUCAAGUGCGCUCCCCCGCCCCGGUCCAGUCCCCACGGCCGCCAUCACAACAGGCUCCUCAUUCCGGCUCCUCCCCACGAAUACAACCACAUCCAUCGCCUCAACAUGCAGCUCUACACUCCAACUCUCCACAUCCCAGCCUCGCUCCCAUGUCUGGCUCCAUGGAGCAAGGGCACAUGGGAACACCUGAGCAGAGCGCCAUGCUCCCACAGCUGAACACACCAAAUCGAGGGGCUUUAGGAAACGACAUGGGCAUGGUGGGUGACACAACCGGAGACACUCUGGAAAAAUUUGUUGAAGGAUUGUAGCAUUUUAAGAAAGAGGACUCGUUUUCAACUGAAAGGUUUUCUACCGACUUAUGUAAAAAGAAAGAAAUACAAACAAAUGAGUCUUAAAAGGCCUCUGGACUGUGAACUUUCCUUUAGCAAUUAACUACUUUUUUCCUAAACCAGAAUGAUUUACAUGCGCUGGGGAAAAGGACAGAAAUCAAAUUUUGGUUCAGAUCAGCUUUGCAAGAGUUUACCCAUGUCAUUGUGUUUUAAUUUGUUUUUCAGUUGAUCUACAUUUGACUUUUGAAAAAAAAAAAUUGGAAACAAAAAUAUUUUGUUGUAUUCUUUUUUGUACUUUUGCAAAUUAAUAUUGUACUUGUGUUGAGGAGUAUGUAAAAUUGCUUGGGAGUUUUCUGCCAGGUUUGACCUCUUGUUUAGUUUCCUUGUUCCUGGCUAAUUUAUUCAAAUAAUACACCCUUUUUUGAGAUAACUGCCUUUGGGAAAGCCUUAAUUUCUUUCCUGGUUGCAGAGUCUAAUAGAGAUUUACUUAUUUGUAUAGAUCUACACUUCGUAUUGCACACACAAACACAUCAUGCUGGUAAGAAAGACACCUGCUUUAAAGCUUGUAAUGUUAAUAUGUGCCAGAUUUCUUUUUUUUUCACUGGCCAUGGCUCAGCGUUUUGCUGGCAGAUUUUCCUACAUUGCUUUGUUUGUUUUUACAUUUAAAGAAUUGUCUAUGUAUUGAACCUCUUUUGCCUGUGGUGGGAAAUUCCAUUGUUUGACUGCUGAUUUGUGUUCAGAGAGUUUUGUGCAUCUUUUUCUCUUCCAUUAAACUUGAAUUGAUGAGGAACUAUUCUCCAAUGUAAAUCAAGCAGCUAGACAGUACUGUAAAUAUGGUAUGAAUAGAAAAUAAGAAUGAAAUCAGAUGUAUAAACUGGUUCAAAUGGCUCAUUUCAUAUUUCUAUAUCAUAUUGUUAAAUAAACCUGUGUGCCACAGA
Messenger RNA from Oryzias latipes (Japanese medaka), 9042 nucleotides. RefSeq names its product CREB binding lysine acetyltransferase b (gene crebbpb). Lineage: Eukaryota; Metazoa; Chordata; Actinopteri; Beloniformes; Adrianichthyidae. The record is from RefSeq and is a predicted model, not a curated record. Gene Ontology annotation, cellular component: nucleus; histone acetyltransferase complex; transcription regulator complex. Gene Ontology annotation, biological process: positive regulation of transcription by RNA polymerase II. Gene Ontology annotation, molecular function: histone acetyltransferase activity; chromatin DNA binding; zinc ion binding.